Molecule: messenger RNA, 2458 nt
Organism: Phymastichus coffea
Lineage: Eukaryota; Metazoa; Arthropoda; Insecta; Hymenoptera; Eulophidae
Gene: Cog4
Product: conserved oligomeric Golgi complex subunit 4
Exons: 9
Coding region: 87-2321 (744 amino acids)
Source: RefSeq, a predicted model, not a curated record
CCUAUGUGUACAACGUAUGUAUAAUUGUGAUGCGGUAGAGAGAGUAUAUAAAGUAUAUAAAAGGUGAUAAGUUUUUCAUAUUCAAAAUGAGUGCUUUGAAGGAAUCACCUGCAAUCGAAGAACAUUUAUUCAUUGUCUUGAACGAAUUGCAAAACCAUGAAAUUGCAGUAAAUACAUCGUUGGACAAUACUAUGUUACGACAUUGUCAUAUAGAAGCUAAAUUGCAACACAUUGGCAAAGUAAUUCCAAAUGUAACCACUAUACGUUUAGAAGGUGAAAACUUUAAAAGUAUGAUUAAUCAUACCAAUAAUUUAGCUGAGAAAGUGAGCGCUAAAGUUAGACAAUUGGAUCUUGCCAGAACCAGAGUAUGUGAAUGUCAGAGUCGUGUCAAUGACAUUCUUGAUCUUCAAUUAUGCAGUCAAGGUGUUGCUACUGCCCUACAAAAUGAGGAUUAUGAGCAAGGAGCAGCACAUGUUCAUCGUUUUUUACUUAUGGACCAGCAGCUUCUUGAAAAAACAGCUGAUGAUGUAUCUGGAGAUCAUACAAGUGUUACCAGUUCAUUGGCUACCUUGCAGCAGGCUGCUAAUCAACUGAGAAUGGUUGUCACACAGAAAUUUGAUGAUGCAAUUAAAUCUGAAGAUCUUGCUUCGGUAGAAAGAUUUUUCAAGAUUUUUCCUCUAUUAGCAAUGAAUAAUGAGGGACUGAUAAAAUUCUGUCAAUACUUGUGUACUAAGCUUCAAGAUACUGCUCAGAAAAAUCUCAAGGCAGCACUAGAUGUAAGGGGUACAGAUAAAAGGGCAGCUGUCAUUUUUGCAGACACUAUUACAUUACUUUUUGAAGGAAUUGCCAGAAUUGUUGAAGUUCAUCAGCCAAUCAUAGAAACUUAUUAUGGACCAGGAAAGUUGAUAACUUGUGUUGGAAUUUUGCAGAAGGAGUGUGACAGACAAAUUAAAAAAGUUGUUCUAGAAUUUAUGAAGCAUAGAGCCAUAUCACGAAAAGUUCAAAUAAUAAAUGAUCAUUUGAGAAAACAAAAUGCUGAAAAAGUUGAUCCCAAAGACUUGGAUCUUUUGUUGAGUGAAAUUACUAUAAUGCAUGCAAGAGCUGAACUAUAUGUUAAAUUUAUUAAAAGAAGAGUUAUUAAUGAUUUAGAAACAAGUACAACUGAUGCAAAACAAAGAAAAGAUCUGAUGAAUGAUUUUGAAUUAAUAAUUAAGAAUUCUGAAUUGGCACAUGGUAUGCAAGAACUGCUUGGUGCUUAUUUGGCACUGGAAAGAUAUUUUAUGGAAGAGAGUAUAAACAAAGCUGUUGGUAUGGAUGCAUUAGAUCAAGAUCAACAAACUUCUAGUAUGGUUGAUGAUGUAUUUUUUAUUGUAAAAAAAUGCAUUAGAAGAUCAAUAUCUAGUGCCAGUGUUGAUGGUACAUGCGCUGUGAUCAAUAUGGCAUGCGGGUUGCUUGAAGGGGAAUUUAGUGGUCAAUUACGUAAUAAACUGAGACAGGGUUAUCCAGCAGGCUACUUAGAUUUGACACAAGCUUAUAAUGCUCUCCAGACAAGUAUUCAGCAAGGACGUAUUCAUACAUCCGAUACAGAGCUUGCAAGAUUAAUGUUUUUGGCUUACUUAAAUAAUGCAGAAAUCAGCAUAGAGUAUACCGAAACAUUGAGUAAAAAUCUAAAAAUAGACAUUGAUCAAGCUUUUCCAAACAUGCAAAGCAAGGAAAAGGAAAAAAUUGAAAGUUGCUUAGCAGGAAUGAAGAGUGCAUCAUUUACAUUACGUACUGUUGUAGACUAUGGACUAGAGCAAUUACGAGUCAGUGCAAUUAAGCCGAGAGUAACUCCAUGGGUAGACGCAUUUUUAACAAUAGAUCAUCAAAUUAAUGAGGAUGAACUGCUAAGAUAUGAGACAGACGAACCGUUUGUUCAAACUUUAGUAAUGAACUUGGAGGGACUAUUGCAAGUUUUCAAAAAUAGCCUAACAGAACAAAAUUACUAUACACUUGUAGGAAUACUUACAGCUGAAGUGACUGCUCGCUUGGAAAAAGUAGUCUUGAAAUCGACAUUCAAUAGAGCUGGCGGGCUCAUACUUGAUAAAGAAAUUCGAUCGUUAGCAAGUUAUUUAGCUACAACAACUUGUUGGUCUGUUAGAGACAAGUUUGCUAGGCUUACACAAAUUGCCACAAUUUUAAGUAUUGAAAAAAUUGAAGAACUUGCUGAUUAUUGUGGCCCAGAUGCUAUAGCUUGGCGUUUAACGCCAGCUGAAGUGAGAAAGAUUUUAGGCUUAAGAACAGAUAUUAGACUAGAAGAUAUUAAAAGACUGAAAAUUUAAUAUUACAAUAAUUAACGCAGAAAAUUGUUAAAUUUUUAUUUUAUUUUUUAUUACAAUAUGCUUUUACAAAAUUAAUAGAAAAAAUUGUACAAGUGACAAUAUAUUAAGUAAAAUGAAACAUUUAAUAUAAUUGUAAA